Suillus clintonianus is the source of this 306-nucleotide messenger RNA. RefSeq names its product CHAT domain-containing protein. The record is from RefSeq and is a predicted model, not a curated record. The annotation marks the transcript as partial. NCBI's taxonomy places the organism in Eukaryota, Fungi, Basidiomycota, Agaricomycetes, Boletales, Suillaceae. The transcript has a single exon.
CAUGCAUUUGCAUUCCUUUCUGCCUGUGAAACUGCAGUCGGCGACUUUCAAACACCUGACGAAGUGAUACACCUGGCGGCUACCCUGCAAUUCGCUGGGGUGGAGAGUGUCAUUGGGACGUUAUGGAAGGUCAACGAUAUUAGUGUGCAGCGCUUGGUCGAGGCGUUCUACAAAAACUUUUGUGGGGAUGGAACGAUGAAUUCAAAACGAGCUGCCCGAGCGUUGCACCGAGCGGUCCAAUCGUUGGCUAAUGACAAAGACAUGCCUUUGGACCAGCGUAUAUUGUUCAUGCAUAUUGGCAUAUGA